CGGACCGCGCCACUGCGGUUGUUCCACUGAUUAGAACACGACUGCAACAGUGUCCGAAGCGCUACUGGCUACAACCGCGCACUACGGCAUCACCACGGGACUCGGACGUACUCUGUCCAGUGUCCACUAUCAGACACCAGUGUUUGCUGACCACCACGACUGUCCGCUGCCCGCCGAGUGGACAGUUUGCGCUCGGCGUAGUCGCGUCUCAAGUCCGUACCGCAGUGCGAUCGGAUCGGUGUUGACGGCUGGUCGGUACCGCAUUACCACUUACCAGUGAAAACGCGCGUACAACGGUUUACGGGGCACAUGGUUUGAUAAGGUUGCCAGCUGCUGCCCGACAACAUCACCGUCGACCGACAACAACAACGAUAGUCUACCACCUACGUAUAUUAUCUUAUAAUUAAUAUUUUCGUUCUGUCGAUUUUCACGGCGCUCAAUUGACUUGACCGCGGCGGAAUGCCUCCUGUAGUCUCGAAAACCAAUCGUUCGUAGGCUGGCAGGUUCGGUCGUGGUAACCGGAGUGACGACUGCAAUAUUAUUAUUACUAUUGGUGGCUGCUGUAUUCCUGCUUGUACUGCCGUGCUCCGACGACGAUCUGGACAAAUGGCGAGAUCGGACGACCCGUACAAAGAGGGAUAUCUCUGCUUUCCGCCACACGGAGUACUAUCGCAGCUAAAGAAAUCCUGGCAGAAACGUUAUUGUAGAUUAUUCAAAUGGAGUAAACAUGGUAUAGAUCGUCUUGAAGUAUUUGACGGUAUCGACGAUCAAAAAUCUUCAAAUAUUGCCUCAAUAAUACCCUUGGAAAGCUGUGUAAAAAUUACACAAGAUGCUCAAAAACAUCAACCUAAUGUGUUCGCGGUUUGGACAAAAACCGGUGUUCAUCAUUUUGCUGCAAAUUCUGAACAAGAAAUGACUGACUGGAUAUGUGCCUUGCAAGCUGUGGCAUUCAGGGAUAAUGUGUCAAGACAAACAAUUGAAGAAGAUAAUGAUUUAUAUUGUUCGUCCGGAGAUGCUGGUGUUUUUAGUGUUAAAUUAAUUUCAUCAGAUGCCAGUGAACGUUGUGGUUUAAAAGAACAGCCUUAUACAUUAGUCAUUACUCCUGUUGCUCUACAAUUACGAGAAUCUGAUGAAAAUGAUACACUACUUCUAACGUGGCCAUAUAGAUUUAUUCGAAGAUAUGGGUAUAGAGCUGGUAGAUUUACAUUUGAAGCUGGUCGCAAAUGUGCCAGUGGUGAAGGUGUGUUUCAUUUGGAACAUUCAAAUCAACAGGAAAUAUUUCGAUGUAUCUCAUCAAAAAUGAAAAGUAUGAAAAAACUAUUGAAUGGCGGAGGUGAUGCGACAUCAAUCAUGUGCGGUGAUAAUCAGUUUAGAGCGGCUUUGUCCAUGAUGGCACGUUCUCGAAGCCCCUUACCACCAUCGCCCACUAGCACUACUCCAUUAAUUUUGGAUAAUGACUUUAAUAGCUUUUCUUGUUCAAUCAAACCUCUUAUGCCUUUACCAACAUUAUUAGUACCUCCAACUACGUCUCCACCACCACCACCGCUAAAACCAAAACCAAAAGCAAUUUUUUCUAAGAAGCUACCUACUCCUUUCAUGAACGACCCUUACAACGAAACUAAAGAAACAGAAUCACCAGAUGCAGCGUAUGAAGAUGUCCUAGUAAGAAAUGAUGCCUGGAGGACUAUGGGUCUCAAUGAUUCAAAUCAUUGCGAAAAACCUUAUGCUAGUAAUAAUGUAAUAUCUGAUGAUGGUGCUGAACAUUAUGACCAUCUACAGCAUUUUGGUUUUAUAUCUAAAACAGCACCUGGGUAUAGACAAAUUCACCCUAUUGCUUUAACCACUAAGCACAAAUCUAUUAUAAAAGCAGACACCGUAAUGAUGCCUGCUCGGAAAGCUGACGAUUCACAUUACGGGUAUGGUACUAUAAAUAAAAAAAACUCAACCGAAGAUAAUCGCUCAAAUAACGAGUCAUUGGACUCAGUAGCACACAAUGAAUUGCAAUAUGCUAUGGUCUUCAAGCCUAAUAAGGUCUAGUCUUAUUUUUAUUAUUAUUAAUUUUUUUUUAUUGAU
Acyrthosiphon pisum (pea aphid) is the source of this 2073-nucleotide messenger RNA. RefSeq names its product docking protein homolog. Gene Ontology annotation, biological process: cell surface receptor protein tyrosine kinase signaling pathway; Ras protein signal transduction; positive regulation of MAPK cascade. Lineage: Eukaryota; Metazoa; Arthropoda; Insecta; Hemiptera; Aphididae. Bases 607 to 2037 code for a protein of 476 amino acids. The transcript is spliced from 4 exons. The record is from RefSeq and is a predicted model, not a curated record. Gene Ontology annotation, cellular component: cytoplasm.